AUGGCGAUCAUGACGGAGCUACUUCGACUCAUUUUGCGCAGCCCUUUUCCAAUCGAUGUGAUUUUCAACUUCAAUGGUGGUGAAGAAGUGCUGAUGCCUGCCGCACAUGGAUUUGUGACCAGCCACCCUUGGGCCUCAUCGAUUUGUGCCCAAAUCAACUUGGAAGCCGCAGGCUCCGGAGGUCGAGAACUGCUCUUUCAAGCUGGGCCGUCGAACCGGUGGAUCGCUGAAGCCUACAAGAGUCACGUGUCGCGACCUUAUGGGUCAUCCAUCACGCAGGCCUUGUUUCACACGGGCCUCAUACCGGGGGAGACGGAUUUCCGCAUCUAUCGUGACUUCGGGGAUAUCCCGGGCGCGGAUUUCGCAGUGCUCACCAACGGCUGGGUCUAUCACACCUGGAGGGAUGACUUGGGCCAUUUGGACUUCCGCUCGGUGCAGCGCUAUGGGGAGACCGUCUUCGAGUUCGCCACGGGCUUGGCCAAGAAGUUGAAGGAAGGCCGUCCCCAUGGUGCGGAGGUGGCCGAUGCCGCGGUGUUCUUCGAUGUCGGGGGCCUCUUCUUCGUCGAGUACGCCGCCGCCAAAGCGCAGCAGCUUCACGUGGCGGUCGGCUCGGUGGCGGUCUCUGGCCUGCUCUGGUUUGGCGGUUGGCGGGUGUUGCUGGCUGCGGCGAAACUUCUUCUUUGUGCUUUGGCUUCUACUACUUUGGCCCUACUCUCUGGGAUCCUGGUGGCUUCCACCCCAGCGGCUAUGGUGGCAGCUGGGCACCCGGAGCUGGGAGCCUUGCUUUUCGUGCCGCCCACAGUGAUUGGAUUUCUGGGAUGUUUUCAAUUUUUGAGGGUGGAAGAGGUGGAGAGAGGAUCCAUCGCGUUGGCUUCCAUCCUUAGCUUAGUUUUGUCUUCCAGCCCAGUCACCGUGAUGGCAUCUUAUCCCUUUUUCCUUUGGUCAGCAUUGCCAGCGCUGGCAAUGGCACUCAAAGCUGUGAUACCGCUGGCUUCAGCUCCGCUUGCUGUUGGCUCCUAUGUGCUGCCAUGGAUGUUGUCCAUUCAGAUGCUGGUCUUGGGCGUGGACUUCUUGGGGCCUUUGACCUUCCGCAGCGGGACCACCAUACCUGGAGAUCUGGUGAUUGCUGCGCUCUAUGGUUUGUUGGGUGGGCUGAUGUUGGCCUUGUCGGCAGAGUUCACCACACAUCUCCGCCAUCGAGAUGUGAUGUUGGCGUCUAGCGGGAUCUUCCUCUUCAGUCUUCUGCUGGCCUUCAUGCUUUUCCCCUACAGCUAUGACCGCCCCAAGCGAGUCUUCCAACAGCACGUGGCGCGGUCAGAGGCCUCCUGGAACCUGCAGACUGGGGAGGUUCGAUGGCAAGAGAUGGAGCAUGGCCUGUGGACCAUUGCCAUGGAUUGGAACAACGUCGGCACUCUGAAGACGUUUGCACCAUAUGGGCUUCCUGCAGAGUCUAGACCACACAAUGACUCUGCGGGUAUCUAUGGGCAGGUGCCGAUGCCUUUUCCCAUGAAAGCCUUCCUGAUGGGUGGAAGUUGGUCCCCUCGACGAGCACCAGACCUACCCAGCCGCCUUUCUUUGGACCUCCGCGCUGGAGAAGUGCAACGCUCCCAUUAUCGGAGCUUGCAUGUUUCAGUGCGGGGAGGGCCUCAGAUGAUGAUGGUGCUGGCGCCAGCCUCCAGGGUGCAACAGUGGUCCUUCGGGCGCUAUGAAAGAAGUGCUGAUCAUAGAGAUGCAAAGCACAGCACUGAUCCAGCGAAUCUUCCACUGGGGCUCCCACGGAAGCGGAGCGACUGUGACUGUUUCUUUCUGCUCUAUGCUGAAGGCGGAAUUGAGCCCAGCGAAGGUAGCAGCGAAGCCUUUAACUUCACCGUGCUGGUGGAAGCGGGGACUGAGAUGCAUUUGGACCUUUGGGCUUUGCACUUGGAGAGCUCCAGCGACCACCUGCGCCACGAAGAGCGACGUGUGCCCAGCUGGGUGAGCCACUUCGGAUGGGUCUCGGAGCUCCAGGUGCAUCACAUUUCCCUUUGA
This is a messenger RNA of Durusdinium trenchii, 2028 nucleotides long. The record is from the annotation of a GenBank genome assembly. NCBI's taxonomy places the organism in Eukaryota, Dinophyceae, Suessiales, Symbiodiniaceae.